Messenger RNA from Rubroshorea leprosula, 345 nucleotides. The record is from the annotation of a GenBank genome assembly. Lineage: Eukaryota; Viridiplantae; Streptophyta; Magnoliopsida; Malvales; Dipterocarpaceae.
CGUGGCCGUGGCUUCCUCCUCGCACAGAUACAAAACCAACUCGCCGGUGUAGAGAGAAAUCCACUUUGACGCUUAUGGCCACCAGCAUCCACGGCGAUUCCUCUCGAAACAUCCUUCCCCGCCGCAGCAGAUUGCACGAUUUCUCGGUUGCGCCUCCGAUCCUCGCCGUUCUCUUUGAACCGGGCUAUUAAAGAGCCAACAAGCCAUGGCUGAUGUAGUUGAUUUAACUGGUGAUGGAGGUGUCCUCAAGAAGAUCUUGAGACAAGCAAAAGAUGGUGCUCUUGUUCCUUCCCUGGACCUUCCUGUUGUAGAUGGUUUGAACUUGUGGCUUGCAUAUAUUGUUUA